Molecule: messenger RNA, 195 nt
Organism: Miscanthus lutarioriparius
Lineage: Eukaryota; Viridiplantae; Streptophyta; Magnoliopsida; Poales; Poaceae
Source: the annotation of a GenBank genome assembly
AUGACCGGCAAGGGCGAGGACCCGGCUAUUAUCGGGAUCAACCUCGGUACCACCAACUCGUGUUUCGGCGUCUGGCAGCACGAUCACGUCGAGAUCAUCGCCAGCCACCAGGGCAACCGCACCACCCUGUCCUACGCCGCCUUCACCGACUCCGAGCACCUCAUUGGUGAUGGCGCCAAGAACCAAGUCGCCUGA